Molecule: messenger RNA, 1732 nt
Organism: Carica papaya (papaya)
Lineage: Eukaryota; Viridiplantae; Streptophyta; Magnoliopsida; Brassicales; Caricaceae
Product: mitochondrial import inner membrane translocase subunit TIM44-2
Biological process (GO): protein import into mitochondrial matrix
Cellular component (GO): mitochondrial inner membrane
Molecular function (GO): protein-folding chaperone binding
Source: RefSeq, a predicted model, not a curated record
CAUAACCUCAUACCUUCUUUCUUGUUCGCCAAAACGUAGGCAGAGCCAAAACGCCUUCUAAGUUCUUACGCAGCCCUAGCCCUCUUCCCAUACAGCAACAAAGCAGCUCCCUUUCUGGCUCGUUUCCCCAGCCGCUAAAAGGGUUUUCUUUCUCUCCGUACUAGUGGAUCCGUGUACGCUGAGAGCUGUGAUGUUAUUUUCCAGGGGAUUUUCUCGGAUUUCUUCCAGGAUUCCGAGAAAGACUAGCUUGGUUGCAUACCGUUUGCUUGUCGCUCCUCGGCCUUACCUACCUUCCAAUCAGACCUACAAUCUUAUUGAUUCCACUUCGAAGGGUGCAGACACAAGAUUGCAGUUUCUAAGUACAAAUGGGUAUUCUGGUAUUCGGCAGUACAGUGUCUUCAAUGAGUUUUCACAGAAGGUUACAGGAGAAGCUGAUAGGAAUCCAGAAUUUCAACAAUCUGUGAAAGAACUAAAGGACAAGGCAGAAGAACUAAAAGGGUUGAAAGACGACUUAAGAAUUAGAACAAAGCAAACAACUGAGCGGCUGUACAAGCAGGUUGAUGGUGUGUGGACGGAAGCUGAAGCUGCUGCAAAGAAGGUUUCUGCCAGUGUAAAGGAAAAGAUUUCAGCUGCUGGUGAAGAGGUUAAGGAGACAUUUGGGAUUGGGAAGGAAUCUGCAGGGGCUGCUGGCACAAGCACCACACAUAAUGCUGAUGUAAAGGAUGCAGGUAAGGCAUCCUUUUGGGAAGAAAAACAGCAGCAUUCUGCCUUUACCAAUUCUGCAGAAGCAGAAUUUUCAGGGCCUGCUGGGACAACCAAUGCACAUGGUGCUGAUUGGAAAGAUGGAGGUAAGGCAUCCUCUGGUGAAGAGAAAGAGCAGAAGUCUGAAACCACUGAUGCUCCAGAAACUUUAUUUGGAAAAUUUAAAUCAAGCAUUUCUUCCCCUAAGGUUUCAAUGGCCUUCCAAAAAUUGAAAGAAGGGAAGGUCAUUGAUUUAGCAAAGAAGGGAUAUGACAUUGUAAAGGAUGAGUUGAGCGGUAGCCCAAGUAGGAGAAAGCACCUGGAACAUAAUCCUUCCCAGUCAACAGUUGAAAGAAGUACAAGAACUGAUGUUGUUGUUGUACCCUCAAAGGAGCCUAAAUGGCGUAAAAAAUGGGAGUCACUGAAACAGAAGAUGCAAGGUCAUCCUAUGUUCAAGCGUAUUAGUGGUUUAAGCGAACCUGUUGUGAACAAGAGCCAGGAGAUUGCAGAGGACAUGCGGGAAAGAUGGGAGACUAGUGAUAACCCAAUUGUCCACAAAAUUCAGGACAUCAAUGAGACAAUUUUUCAGGAAACUGAUGCCGCAGCAUCCUACAAGGAAAUACGCCGUCGAGAUCCGACAUUUUCUUUGCCGGAUUUUGUGGCAGAAGUUCAGGAAGCUAUCAAACCAGUCCUUACUGCAUAUAUGAAAGGAGAUGUUGAGACCUUGAAGAAGUACUGUAGCUCUGAAGUAAUGGAACGGUGUAAAGCAGAGCAUGCAGCUUAUCAAGGUCAUGGUAUAUUUUUUGAUAACAAGAUUCUUCAUAUUUCUGAAGUUGAAGUAAGAGAAACCAAAAUGAUGGGAACCUCUCCUAUCAUCAUUGUAGGGUUCCAAACACAACAAAUAUACUGUGUCCGUGAUCGAAAUGGAGCAAUAACAGAAGGGGGAAAGGACACAAUCCACACUGUGUAUUAUGCCUGGGCAAUGCAACAA